AUGAGUCAAAAAGCCAUUGCGAAAUUACGGCAACUUCGAACGUCAUCCAAGAAGCAAGAGCUGAACAAGGCUAGCACUGCUCGGGUGAAAUCGGAAAAAAGAAAUGGAGAAAAGAAGAAGGAUGAAGAUUUUGAUGAAAAUUUUUUUAGUUAUAUGAAUGACGAUUCCUCGGAUGAUGAAAUGUUGUCUUCGGAAUAUAAAUUUGAUCCAUCCAUCUAUGGACAAGUACUUGGAAAGAAGAAUGAUAAGGAGAGUAGUGUUUUUGAACUUGCAGAUGAAAAUGAUAGCGAGGAGGAAUUAUCAAGACAUUUGGUGUUUUCAACAAACAGUGAUAGCGACGAUGAAGAAGAACUCCAAGUAAAAGACCUCAAGAAAAACAAAAAGAAGCAAAAGAAGGAAAAGCAACCAAAGCAGCAAGUUCAUACGGAAGAAGAAAUGCACAAUGUUGAGGAAGCUGACGAAAUGGAGGAUAUUCCACAAUCUUCAUCUGAAAACUCCACCACGAAAAAAUCAAAAGAUGAAAAUGAAUGGACAGAAACUGAAUUGGUAGAAAUGGACAACAACCAGUCAAGUUCUUGGAAAAAAGUGAAUUUAUCUGAUGAAGACGCGUUUGCAUGUGAAGGAUUAUAUUCACUUGAAGUUUUAGAUACCGAUGACGAUAGUUACAAAGAAAUCAUGAGACAACUUUACGGAGAUAAUUAUGAUAACAGCACAACCACGUCAGCACACAAGAAAGAAAACAAUGAAGAAGACGACGGUGAAGACCAUGAAACAACUGAUACCAGAACUGAGGAAACAAGUAAUAGUAGAACACCUGAGGAAAUAAGAAAAGAACGUAAUCGAAAGAAGAGAGAGCGAAAGAAGAAAGCUCAGGAAAAGAAACAAGCAGCUGCUGCCUCCAGCAACAAAGAUGACAGUACCACCGAUGAAAAACAAGAAAAUACUGAAGAGGGCACUGAGCAAUCAGAAGAAGAUGCUGAAGAAUCAGAAGAAACCCCAAAGCAAUCAGCUCCCCAAGAAUCAAAGACAGAACCUGAAAAGAAAAAGAAGGAAAAGGCAGCGGAGCUGAAAGUUGUCAAUCAAGAUGCUGAUUCCAUUUCAUUGGAUGAGUUGAACGAAAAGAUGAAGGCAUGGAAUUUUGAUUCUCAAGUCACACUCCAUGAACAAAUUAUUCGAAAUUUAUAUCGAUUGGGUUUUUACACACCAACGCCCAUCCAAGAAGCAUCUAUUCCAAAGGCCUUAGCGGAAAAGGCUGACGUUUUAGCAGCAGCAGAGACUGGAUCAGGUAAAACUCUUGCGUUUGCUCUUCCAAUCAUUGAGGAAUUACUUCGAUUGAAAGAACAGGGCGAAGAUUCCUUAUCUAAAUUUGAAGACACUUCUGCAACAACAGGAGUUGAUCUUAAUGAAAUUGGUGUCAACAAGAAGCGAAAGAAAAUGUUACGUGACGUGAAAAAAGACAUGUUCCGACUGAAAUCUCUCAUUUUGUUACCAACAAGAGAAUUGGCAGUACAAGUUUCCACCCAUAUUCAAGCAGUGAUUAGAAAUACUCCUAUUAAGGUUGUAAGCUUGCUAGGAGGCCUAAACGAAGAGAAACAAAUCAGAGAGAUUCAUGUUUUAAAGCCAGAUAUUAUUGUAGCAACUCCUGGAAGAUAUUGGUAUUACAUUGACAAGGGCAUGUUUGCUUCCAACUCUAUUCUUGGUCUUCGAUUUUUGGUGAUUGACGAAGCAGAUCGAAUGGUUGCAGAUGCCCACUUUUUCGAAUUACAAUCCAUUUUGAGAUAUAUCACUGUAGAGCGAUUCAAGAGAAGUCAACAAGCAAAUAUUUCACCUGAAGACGUUCCCUCACUUCGAAAGUUUAUCUCAUCCGCCACACUCACCUUCAUUGAUGACAAGUGGAAACAAAAACUUCAAGACAUGUCACAAGAAGAACAAACAAAGCUUCAAACCAACUCAAACAACUAUACUUCUACAUCUGCCGACGUGGAUGAAGAUGAAGGAGAGGAAGAGGAACCACAACCUGAAGAGUCAAGUUCUGCAGACAAGAAUCUGGACAAACAAAAGAAGAAAAAGAAGAAAGAAAGCAAAAUUCAAAAGAUUAUUCAAAAGAUUUUGGCCAUACUUGACAUGCAAAAUCCACUCAUCGUGGAUCUUACUACAUCCAAUCUCCUCGCUCACACUCUCCAAGAAGCACACAUUGAAAGCACAAGAGAAGACAAAGUCCUAUAUUUAUACUACUUUAUCACACUCUAUUCUGGUCGUACAGUGGUUUUCACUAAUAACAUUAAGGCAGUGAGAUUUAUCGGAAAUGUUUUAAAAGAAUUAUUUAUUAAGGGACCCAAUUCAGGUGAAACAAAAACUUCAAUUGUUUCGCUUCAUGGUAAGAUGGACCAACAAGCAAGAUUUAAAAAUUUGGAAAAGUUCAAGAGACAAGAAAAUUGCAUUCUCAUCACAACUGAUGUGUUUGCUCGAGGUAUUGAUAUUCCAGAUGUGGAAAAUGUGGUUCACUUUAAUAUACCUGCAGAUACCAAGACGUAUAUUCAUCGAUGUGGUCGUUCAGGACGUGCCGGAAAACAAGGUUUCAGUUUAGCAAUUGUUGCUCCAGAGGAACGUAAACAAUAUUUCCACAUUCUUCGUGACACCCAACGAGAAGAAACUGGACUACCAACCUUCCCAAUUUCUAACCCUGAUUUACUGGAAGUGUUACGUAAGCGUAUUCGUCUUGCCAUAGAAAUUGUAAAGCUUGAAGAAAAGAAAGCAGCCAAGACACAAGAACAAGAUUGGUUCACAAAACAAGCCAAAGCAUUGGACAUUGAAUUAGAUGAUACCUUCUUUAGAGAUUUGAAACGAGACCGUGAUUCAAAGAUGAAAGGGCUCUCCAAACAGCAAGAACAAAAUCUUUCAAGAAUGAAGAACGAUCUAUCAACUCUGUUGAAGCAAAAUGUAUUCAUGCAAACGAAAACAAGUCAAAGUGGAUCCUCUCGACUUUUCACAGUGGGUGAUCCAGAAGUAUUGAUUUAA
Messenger RNA from Naegleria lovaniensis, 3018 nucleotides. RefSeq lists its product as uncharacterized. Lineage: Eukaryota; Heterolobosea; Eutetramitea; Acrasida; Naegleriidae. Gene Ontology annotation, cellular component: nucleolus. Bases 1 to 3018 code for a protein of 1005 amino acids. Gene Ontology annotation, molecular function: ATP binding; RNA helicase activity; nucleic acid binding. The record is from RefSeq and is a predicted model, not a curated record. The transcript has a single exon.